Messenger RNA from Anguilla anguilla (European eel), 4777 nucleotides. RefSeq names its product formin-binding protein 1 (gene fnbp1b). Gene Ontology annotation, biological process: endocytosis; signal transduction. The record is from RefSeq and is a predicted model, not a curated record. Bases 74 to 2062 code for a protein of 662 amino acids. The transcript is spliced from 20 exons. NCBI's taxonomy places the organism in Eukaryota, Metazoa, Chordata, Actinopteri, Anguilliformes, Anguillidae. Gene Ontology annotation, molecular function: protein binding.
UUGAUCAGAGUGAACCAGAGAGUACACCGCCCUUUCGGCUCCUGACUCUGUAGGCUGUAGGUGCAGGACCACCAUGGAUUUGGGGAAAGUGGAGACGCUGGUGAAAGCCCAGCAGCUGAGGGAUCAGUUUGACAACUUGGAAAAGCACACACAGUGGGGUAUUGACUUUGUGGAGAAGUACACCAAAUUUGUAAAAGAGCGGUCUGAAAUCGAAAUCAACUAUGCAAAGCAGAUUAGGAACCUUUCAAAGAAAUACCAACCCAAGAAGAAUUCAAAAGAGGAAGAAGAAAACAAAUAUUCAUCAUGUCGGGCCUUCCUGUCAACCUUGAACGAGCUGAACGACUAUGCUGGACAGCAUGAGCUCAUCGCCGAGAACCUCACCUCACAGAUCAUCUCUGAGCUGACGCGGUACACCCAGGAGCUCAAGACAGAAAGGAAAUCGCAUUUCCAUGAUGGACGCAAGGCACAGCAACACAUUGAAAACUCCUGGAAACAGCUGGAAUCUAGUAAACGCAGGUUUGAGAGGGACUGCAAAGAAGCGGACAGGGCGCAGCAGUACUUUGAGAAGAUGGACGCAGACAUCAACGUGACUAAGGCAGACGUGGAGAAGCGAUGUUCCCACAAGGCACGACAGCAGGCCCAGAUGAGGCACCAGAUGGCAGCAGACAGCAAGGGAGAGUACUCAUCCUACCUGCAGAAGUUCAACCAGGAACAGAAUGAACAUUACUAUACUCUCAUACCUCACAUCUUCCAGAAAAUCCAAGAGAUGGAGGAGAGGCGAAUUGAGAGGGUGGGGGAGUCCAUGAAAACCUUUGCAGAGGUCGACCGGCAAGUUCUACCCAUCGUGAGCAAAUGCCUUGAUGGUAUGACAAAGGCAGCAGAAUCCAUUGAACCCAAAAGUGACUCAAAGCAGGUUGUAGAAUCUUACAAGUCUGGUUUUGAGCCCCCUGGUGAUGUGGAGUUUGAAGACUACAGCCAGCCUAUGAAGAGGACAGUUUCAGAGUCCAGCCUUUCCAACUCCAGGGGGGAGGCCAAGCCAGAAAAACCCAGCAGCAAGAGCAAGGGCAAACUGUGGCCUUUUAUCAAGAAGAACAAGCUUAUGUCCCUGUUAACGUCCCCCCACCAGCCACCCCCUCCCCCCCCUGCCUCCACCUCGCCCUCACCCUCUGCUGUUCCCAACGGCCCCCAGUCUCCCAAGCAGCACAAGGAGCCCCUCUCACACCGCCUCAACGAGUUCAUGGCCUCCAAACCCAAAAUGCACUGCUUCCGGAGUCUGAAGCGCGGGCUUUCUCUCAAGCUGAUCACUCUCAAUGCUCAGGUCCGGAAUCUCAUUGAGGGCUCUGGUCCUGAAGAUUUCAGCCACUUGCCUCCCGAGCAGAGGAGGAAGAAACUGCAGGCCAAGAUUGAUGACAUCAACAAGGAAAUCCAGAAGGAGAUGGACCAAAAGGAUGCCUUGACUAAGAUGAAGGAUGUCUACGUGAAGAAUCCACAGAUGGGAGACCCCAGCAGUGUGGACCCUCGGCUGGCUGAGAUCAGCCAGACCAUAGAGAAGCUGCAGUUUGAGGCGCAGAAAUUUGAGGGGUGGCUUGCAGAGGUGGAAGGGCGGUUGCCAGUGAAGAGUGACCCUCCCCGGAGACAGAGUGGACUGUAUGAGACCCAGAACAACAUUCAGACAACUGUCAACAACUGCGCCCAAGACCGUGAGAGCAGCCCAGAUGGCAGUUACACAGAGGAGCAGAGUUCCGAGACUCAGAUCAAGGUUCCCAGCACAGAGUUUGAUGACGAGUUUGAUGAUGAAGAGACACUGCCCACUAUUGGAACUUGCAAAGCCCUCUAUCCCUUUGAAGGUCACAAUGAAGGCACAAUCUCGGUGGCGGAGGGCGAGCUGCUGUACGUGAUCGAGGAAGACAAGGGCGACGGCUGGACGCGCGUGCGCAGGAACGAGGAAGAGGAGGGAUACGUGCCCACGUCUUACGUCGAGGUCUUUUUGGACACAAAUGCCAAAGCUGAUAUUUUCUGCGUUCAUCACAGUGUGAAUUGCAGCCCGAUUACUGCUGUGUAAAGCAAAUUCCUAAAAGUGUGGGGCUGGCACAGGAAUGGCAGGGCAAGCUGCCUCGGAGAAAACCCAUCUUCCUUUUAAAGGUCAUUAGUCAGAAUCAACUGACAGAAAGGGGACAAGUUAUGAGGCAUUACAAUUUUCAACUCCAUACAGAAAUUCAUUGAGUGCUCCUUCUGCAAUGGUAGCUGAAAGACGCAAAAAAAAAAGAUAAAAGGAAAACCGAACCAAAUUUAGCACCCAUCAUAUUAUUUGAUAAUUUUGCUUCUAUUGUUUCUGCAAAGCUUGCUUUUUGGUGUACUAACUUGGCUUCCGUGUCUGUGUGUGUGGCGGCUGAUGGCUCUUGCUUUGAACCCCCAAGCACAGCCUUUCGUGGUCAGAGACUGGAUCUGGACUAGCCGAAUAUGCGGCAGGAGCUGAAACUGCAUCAUUCCCAUAUAACUGAAUGCCAUAUAUUCAGUUACUGUAAAAACCUGGGCAGGUUCUGUACAAUGCCAGGCACUGAUGUCACAAUAGAACACAUUAUCACGAUCAGAAAGACAAACCAGUUACACAGUGGAGGCGUGCCAGUUACUAUUACUGAGUCUAAACAUUAUAAGCCCUCAGAUAACAAAGCAUUCAUUUACUGUGUCAUCAUCACUGGCAUGGCAUAUGGAGCACCUACACAUCUGACCGCACCCUGGAUGUAAGGUUACUGUACUCACCUGCACUUUCGCUCUUGUGAUAUCCUCACUGGCAUCCUCUCCUCUCUCUGGCCACUAACCCACGCCAGGCUGUAGCUUUGGCCAUUGGCUCCAGUUAGAGCUCACACCCUCAGGCAGUUGCCCUGGCGGCUUGCUCCUCAGUUGGGAUCGCGUUUCUAAGCAUGCAUGCUUGCCCUGUCUCCUUGCCUCUGCCAAUCCUAGAAGAGGGGUCCGACCCUACUGCCUGUCAUUUAAGUUAACCCCAUUGCCUGUACAGUUCUUAACCUGUUUGCUACAUUUUGUUUUGUGCCUGUGUAUUCGUUUUUGGUUUUAAACCUGUUUGUUGUUUAAGUGUCGUCUAUUUACGCAUGGUCACCCAUCUUCACACCAUGAAUUAUUUUAGUUUUGCACUCCUGGUAUCUCUACUCUUCCACCCAACAAAGAAACAUCUGGGAUCCCAAGGUUUUUGUUUAUAUUUUUUACUAUGAUUCUGAUGUCUUCUAUAUAGUACAUAUAAAUAUGAAAAUGCCCUUGGUUAUGUGUAUGUACAAAUGUCAACUGCACUUAAUAUGAGCAGUGUAACUCGCAAAUCUUUUUAUUAAUCAUAAUUUUCUGGAUUUAGUCUUUGAGUUUCAGUAAAUUUCCUCUGGGCUAUUCCUGUAAUGGUCUGACUAUAUGAUCAUCCAUCUCCCCACUCAUGACAUUUUUGCAGGGUGUGUGUUGUACUGCUGUCUUGCUGAAAUAUACUGUGGUUCAUAUACACAUCUAUUUCAAUAUUUCCCAUAAACAUGGAACAGUCAAAUUAGGCAUUACUGGGUUAUAUUACUGGGUCUUUUAUUGUUGGUAAUAAUGAUUCAAGUAGAUGGCAUUCUGUGGAACUGUGGUAUGUAAAAAUAACUGGUUGGAAUUUAUGUUGUUUUGUUUGUUUUGAAGAGGACAACAGCUGUUUCUUUGCGUGGACAUCUGACAGUACAUUAUUGUCAGUCCACACAGGCAACACGUUCAUGUUUUCCUCUGUUGAUGGCACAUAAUGAUUUGAAGAUUUUUAUAUUGAUUCCUUGUUGGGUCAUGGUUUAAGCCGUCUUUUUUAGCUGGAUUAAAUACCUAAACCAUUUUCUCCCAUCAUCAAAUCAUCCAAGAAAAGAUUUUUAAAAAUCAGACUGAACUUUGGAAUUGAAGUCCUGUGACUUUACUUCAAAGCAAGCACUGACUACACAGUGCUUGUUUCCUAUUGUUCUAUGAAGUGAUAUGAUUAUGUCCUGAAUGUGUAUCAGAAGUAUGUGUUUAAAUGUAUUUUGAGAAUAUGACUUGAGCAACAUUACCAAUAAUUGACUGAAAUAGUGUCAAUACAUCAAUCAGCAUCAAAUAAAGGACGCUCCAUUUACUGAACUUCUCUGGAUUGGGAAUUAUUCACAGAUGGUUACACAGCAUUGCAAAACAAACAUAGUGGCAGAGAAUCAGGGUUAAUGUUCACCAAGCUCUUGCAUCUAGUUUGAGUAGCAUUGAUUUACAUUAGGCAAUGCACUUUGUGAGAACUCAAUGGAAGAUUCAGAGGUGCCGCUCCAUCGGCAACAACCAGUUACCUGAAGGAGUGCUGCAGUCGGGGGAAGGGAGAGGAAACAGACGCUGCCGUGCUGCAUCCUUUUUGAGGUUUAAAUGGUGGUCAUUCGUGCAUGGAAAAGCAAGAUGUUGGACAAACCCUACCACUCUCCACGCUAUGAAGGAAACCAUGCCGGCACAGCUCAACGUGUCCUAUGUACAGAAGAGGCUCAUCAGAAUCAGAAAAUAUAUAAAUAUAUAAAUAACAUUUAAACAGAUUAAAAGGAAAUAAGUCUAUUUUUAAGGUUUUAACUAUAAUGUUCCUUUUUUUUUUUUUUUUUUUUUUGCUUUGCUAAGAUUUUUGAUUUUGUUCUGUGAAGUCUGCCAAAUGGUAUUUUUUGCACUUUUCUGUUCGUUACAUUUGGUAUGCUUGUGUUUCUGAGCACUGAAUACUUUGCAUUGUGUUAACUGUGCCAAUUAAAAAUAUUGGGAGAAAGAA